AACGGUUUAAAUGGUAAGGUUUUUAAAUUGACGGGGGUCAUUUGGACUGUUUGCUUUGGGAGUACCUCGUCGACGCCCAUCUUCUCCAGACUCCAGCUCUUUCCAAAUCCGAACUUCUUUCCCGUUAUCUGGCCCUCCACCAUUAGCCAAGAUGUCCAAGACGGCCCCGUCAGAGGACGAAAAGUUCCUCUUUGUCGAUAAGGACCUCUUCAACAGCCCUAUGGCUCAGGCCGACUGGUCAGCCAAGAAGUUGGUGUGGAUCCCCUCAGAGAAGCAUGGCUUUGAGGCAGCGAGCAUCAAGGAGGAGCAUGGGGACGAGGUGCUGGUGGAGCUGGCUGAUAACGGCAAGAAAAUAACUGUUAACAAGGACGACAUCCAGAAGAUGAACCCUCCCAAGUUCAGCAAGGUGGAGGACAUGGCAGAGCUUACUUGCCUUAACGAAGCCUCUGUGUUGCACAAUCUACGUGAGAGGUACUUCUCUGGGCUCAUUUAUACAUACUCUGGCCUGUUCUGUGUGGUGGUGAACCCCUAUAAAAUGCUGCCCAUUUACUCUGAGAAGAUCAUUGACAUGUACAAAGGGAAGAAACGACAUGAAGUCCCCCCUCAUAUCUAUGCUAUAGCUGAUAAUGCCUACAGAAACAUGAUGCAAGAUCGUGAGGAUCAGUCCAUUCUCUGCACUGGAGAAUCUGGCGCUGGGAAAACGGAGAACACAAAGAAGGUCAUCCAGUAUCUGGCUGUUGUGGCCUCGUCUCACAAGGGCAAGAAGGACAGCAGUGCUGGCGAGCUGGAAAAGCAGCUCCUUCAGGCUAAUCCGAUCCUGGAGGCCUUUGGAAAUGCCAAGACCAUCAAAAAUGACAACUCCUCUCGAUUUGGAAAAUUCAUCCGCAUAAACUUUGAUGUGACGGGCUACAUCGUUGGAGCUAACAUUGAGACUUAUCUGCUGGAGAAGUCCCGAUGCAUCCGACAAGCAAAGACGGAGAGAGCUUUUCACAUCUUCUACUACAUGAUUGCUGGAGCUAAAGACAAACUGAGAGAGGACCUUCUGCUGGAACCCUUCAGUAACUAUCGCUUCCUGAGUGCGGGCCAUGUUCAGAUUGCUGGGCAGCAAGAUGAUGAGUUAUACGAGGAGACCAUGGAGGCAAUGGACAUCAUGGGUUUCACUGAGGAGGAAAGAACUGGUAUCACUAAAUUACUCACUUAUUUUGAGUCGCAUUUCUGUUAGUUUGAUUGCAAAAUCCUGCUAUUUUUACCUGUUACAUA
Molecule: messenger RNA, 1260 nt
Organism: Cyprinodon variegatus (sheepshead minnow)
Lineage: Eukaryota; Metazoa; Chordata; Actinopteri; Cyprinodontiformes; Cyprinodontidae
Product: myosin-11-like
Exons: 9
Coding region: 152-1222 (356 amino acids)
Biological process (GO): vesicle transport along actin filament; actin filament organization
Cellular component (GO): actin cytoskeleton; myosin complex; cytoplasm
Molecular function (GO): actin filament binding; ATP binding; microfilament motor activity
Source: RefSeq, a predicted model, not a curated record